UUCUUUUUCCCAUCAGACACUGCGGUCAGAGUCAGACAGCAGACAGAAAUCAUGAGAAGCUGCAGGUUAAAGUCCUGAUAACGUUAUAGAAAGAAGCUCAGUAAAUAUUAAUGAGGAUCUAAUAACACAACAGUAAGCAUGUGCCAUCGGAUCGAUGAUGUUAUGAAGCUGUGCUGUGAGUUAUCGGCCAACCAGCAAAUCCAGACCACAGUGAAGGGCUCUGGGAAGGGAGCAGCAGCAGCCGGAGGACUGGCAUUCGCUGGAGGGCUGGUCGGAGGUCCUCUUGGUAUUGCAGUGGGUGGCGCUGUCGGAGGCCUGCUGGGCUGCUGGCUGACCAGUGGACAGUUCAAACCGCUGCCUCAGAUCAUCAUGGAGCUGAGCCCUCAGCAGCAGCAGAAGCUGUACGACGACCUCAUGGCCGUCCUGGGAAACAUCCAGUGGACAGAUGUGGCCCAGCUGACAGCUCUAGUGAUGGGAAACGCCGCCCUGAAGCAGCAGCUCACGGCCGCUCUUCUCGGCUACAUCACGAAGGAGCUGCAGGCGGAGGUGCACUAUGUGGACUAAUGGAAAACUACUGGACAGAAUAGUCCAGCUUGUAUCAGGGUUUUUGCAGAUGUAGCCUUCUAUCUACACUGCUCAAGGACAAAACCAUAGUUACAACGUCCUGCUGGUUUGAGGGACUGAUGGUUUUGAUGAGAUAGGGAGGAUAAUGAACACCUGCUAGUCCUCAACCCACCCCUGCUCUUUUCCUUUGUCCUCCUUUAAAAGUUUGGUGCACUUUCUUAAUCUUGUCACUUGCCUUCUGCAGACCUGCUUGACCUUUCUUGUUAGAAAGAAACCACUAAUGGACAAACUGUUGAAGACAAUCUUUAUUAUUUCAGAAGUCAGCACACAUACAUAUUUAAUUUCCAACACAUGGAUUAGAGCCUGUUUAAACACUGGACUCAGAGGAUGACAUGCCCAGGAGGACAGAGUCUAUGACAAGAAGGUGGAUGGUUUUUGUUUUUAAAUGAAGCUAAAGAUCAUUAAAUGUGCAACCAGAUUUUUAAAAAGUGUGUAGACACUAUUACUGGUAACAGGUACAGAUCAGCACAAUAAUGGUGUCUAUUAAAGCAGUAACUUAUUAAGGGAAGUGCAAUUAUCAGUUGAAGGAAUUAUUUAUUAAUUGUGAUCAUCAGUCUGGCUUUUAAAGUUGUAGUUAAUUGAAGGCCGGAUUGAGUUCUGCAGCGUUACAGUGGCACAGUUUUCAUCUUGUUCUGCUGCGGUCAUAUUUACAUAGGAUUAUGGUUAUUGUGUAACAUUUUGUUUUGAUAUAAAUUAACAGAAUAUUCAGUAUUGUAUUAUGAAUUUACCAGCAUCUGUAUACAGAAUAUUGGACUCUCAAUAAAAACAGAACAAAUGUGGACUUCA
Amphiprion ocellaris (clown anemonefish) is the source of this 1410-nucleotide messenger RNA. Its product is annotated as protein C19orf12 homolog. Bases 139 to 564 code for a protein of 141 amino acids. Lineage: Eukaryota; Metazoa; Chordata; Actinopteri; Pomacentridae. The transcript is spliced from 3 exons. The record is from RefSeq and is a predicted model, not a curated record.